Bradysia coprophila is the source of this 1804-nucleotide messenger RNA. It is a transcript of the gene HisRS, whose product is annotated as histidine--tRNA ligase. Gene Ontology annotation, molecular function: histidine-tRNA ligase activity; ATP binding; RNA binding. NCBI's taxonomy places the organism in Eukaryota, Metazoa, Arthropoda, Insecta, Diptera, Sciaridae. Gene Ontology annotation, biological process: mitochondrial translation; histidyl-tRNA aminoacylation. The record is from RefSeq and is a predicted model, not a curated record. Gene Ontology annotation, cellular component: mitochondrion; cytosol.
AUGUCAAGACUGUCAAAACGUACAUCGACGUGCACAAACCUACACACCCGUAUCACUUAAAAAAUCUACCUCGUGUCUUUCGGUGUGUAAAUCUAAUUUCUAGAAAGCUGAACAUUACCAAUUAUUUGACCAAAUUUAUCAGUUGAAUGUUAAAUUUUUAACACAAUGAGUGAAAAUCGCGAACAAAUUCUCGAAUCCAUUAAGGUGCAAGGCGAAGUCGUUCGCAAGUUAAAAGCUGCAAAGGAGCCCAAAGAAAAGAUUGACGAAGAGGUUGCUAAGCUGCUGAGACUGAAAGCAUCUCUUCAAGAUGAGCCAGCUGCACCGCAGAAGUUCGUUCUAAAAACGGCAAAGGGGACGAGGGACUAUGGACCGCAACAGAUGGCCCUUCGACAGGGAGUUCUUGAUAAGAUUAUAGCAGUGUUCAAGAAACAUGGCGCCGAGACCAUUGAUACACCAGUCUUUGAACUGAAGGAUGUUCUCACCGGCAAAUACGGUGAAGAUUCGAAGCUCAUCUACGACCUCAAAGAUCAGGGUGGCGAAAUUCUAUCACUACGUUAUGAUCUCACAGUUCCUUUAGCACGUUACCUCGCAAUGAGCAAGAUACAAAGCAUCAAACGGUAUCACAUAGCAAAGGUGUACCGACGUGAUAAUCCAUCAAUGACCAGAGGUCGCUAUCGAGAGUUUUAUCAAUGUGAUUUCGACAUAGCUGGGAACUUUGAUCCAAUGCUUCCAGAUGCCGAAUGCGUCAAAGUUGUAUCGGAAAUACUCAAAUCGUUGGAUAUUGGUGACUAUGUCAUGAAACUAAAUCAUCGUCAACUGCUCGAUGGAAUGUUUGAGGCUUGUGGUGUGCCAGCUGAUAAAUUUCGAACAAUUUGCUCGUCGGUUGAUAAAUUAGACAAGUCACCGUGGGCUGAAGUUCGAAAGGAAAUGAUCGAUGAAAAAGGCUUGGAUCCCAGUGCAGCUGAUCAGAUCGGUGAAUAUGUUCGACUGAAUGGCGGCAUUGAAUUGGUGGAAAAACUACUCGAUGAUCCGAAGUUGAAUAAGGUUCCAGCUGCCGUUAAUGGUUUAGAAGCUAUGAAACUCCUGUUGCACUAUUGCAAGCUGAUGAACUUGUCAAAUGAAAUUUCGUUCGAUUUAAGCUUGGCACGAGGAUUGGAUUACUAUACUGGUGUUAUUUAUGAGGCAGUGCUAACCGGAGAGCCCGUGAAGGCGACGGCUAAUGCAAACGAAGAAAGUGGUACGGUUGGAUCCAUAGCUGGUGGAGGUCGUUACGAUAAUCUGGUUGGUAUGUUUGAUCCAAGAAGUAGACAAGUACCAUGCGUCGGUGUUUCCAUUGGUGUUGAACGAAUUUUCGCUGUGCUAGAAGCUAAACAUGCCGCUGCGAAGACUUCAAUUCGUACAACUGAUGUGGACGUUUAUGUUGCUUCAGCACAUAAAGGACUGCAUGAAAAACGCUUGGAAAUUUUGUCACAGCUGUGGGAUGCGGGCUUAAAAACGGAACACUCAUACAAACUGAAUCCAAAACUGUUGGCGCAGCUGCAACACUGCGAAGAGCGUGGCAUUCCAUAUGCACUAGUGCUUGGUGACUCAGAGAUUGAACGUGGUGUUGUGAAGUUCCGAGAAAUUGCUACCAGAGCAGAAGUGGAACUACCGCUGAACGAUUUGGUGGCUGAAAUACGGAAACGUUUAGCUGAUGGGAAGUAGUUAUCGCACUGUGGUUAGCCUUUUCUGCCUCGUUGAUUUAACUAAUUUAUUCCUUUCUUAUUAGUAUAUAGUUGCCUAAAAACAAAGUUUUUGUACACUU